GUUUUAACUCCUGCUCAGGGAGAAGAGCAAGGCCACAGCCCAGCAUGCUGCCAACCUAGUGAAGAAGAAGAUGGACCAGGAGCUGGUGGAGGAGAACCAGAAGCUGAAGGCAGAACGAGAGACCCAGCGCAGGGAGGACCAGCUGAGAGACAGCCUCUCAGAGCUCCAGAAGUUGAAAGAGGAGACUGCUAAUUAUGCCAAAGAGGCAGAGAGAUGGAAGGUGGAGAGGAACACACUCCAGAACCAUUCAGAGCAGCUGGCGAAACACCUGCAAGUUGCCAAACAGGAAGUGCAGGGUCCUAAGUGUGGAAGGGACAUGGUAGUGCAGGCUAUGAGGGGACAGUUAAAGAAGAAGGAGAAGCAGGUGGAUAAGCUCCUGGACUCAGCGGUGGCUGAACGGUUCUGUCGACUGGCUAAGAGAGUCGAUUCUCUGAGAGGAUUAAGAGAGAGAAACCCAGGUAACACGGAUAGCGACAGCCUUACGGAGGCUAUCAACAUUGUCAUAAACAACAGCAUCUCUGCCCCGGUUGCCAUGGAGAAGCUGGAGUCGGCAUGGAGAGAUUACAGCCUGGCUCAGGAGAAACUCAAGGCCUGUCAGAUGAAGGAGCAGCUUGGGGAUCUGAUAGACAACCGGAAUAAGGUGCGAGGUGUUCUGACUGCCACUGUAGAGUCCUUCCUUCAGGAGGCUGAGUGUUUGCCAGUCAGACAACGCAUGGACAAACUGGAGGAGGUGAGCUCCUCCCUGACUGCAGUGUUUGGUCCAGCCUCUAUGGAGGGGGAUGUUGGAGGGCAGGCCUUUGAUCAGUACAGCCAGUGGAGGACUCAGAGGACUCAGCUCACCAGCUCUGUCAGAGACGGGACGGACAAGGCCCUCCAGGCCCUGUGUACCUGGUCGGAGAACGUUGGCAAGUUUUUCUGCCUGUCAGCUAACACAGUGGUGGGAGUGAAUGACAUCGUGGACGGAGUGAAUGAGCUGCUGAAGCAGGCAGAGAACAACGUGGCCAAGGAGCUGGACUCUCCCCUGUCAGUCGGGGAGCAGAACAACCAUGAGACCAAGGCAGUGUCCAAUGCUUUCCACAAAGUCAUGCAGCACAUUCAGAGUGAGCAGAGUCUGCUGAGGGACAUUAUGGAGAAAUAUCUGCUCAACACCAAGUUUAAGGGUGAGAUGCUACAGUGGCAGAAUGCUAGCCCGACUCCAGACUCUCUGUUCUCUGUGAAGAAACGUAUCCGCAGCCUGAGGGCUCAGCUGAGGUGGAGACAGGUGGAGGAGGCCAGUCUGGAGGAGGCUGAAGAUUUUGACCUAACGGAGAUUCUGAAGAAGAAGGAAGAGAUUGCUGAGACCAGAAACACUCUUUUCCACGAAAUCGGUCAAGAAAGAAAUGAAUAUAUGAAGCUCAGUGCUCUGGCUGAAGGCUGCUGUCCUGAGCUCCCCCUGCUCUACCCUGAGGCAGACAUCCACAGCCACAUGAGCUCUGGAGGUCUGGUGGUGAAGAGUCUGGACAGGGACAUGUUUGACGCUGAGCCCAUGAAGGAGCUGAGUGGACGCAGGCCUCUGGUCUGUACUGAGUUCCAGGGACAGAGGGUCAUACUCAAGGGUUACACUGUGAAUGAGGAGGCAGAGGCCAGAGUGUUGGAGAGAACCACCCAGUUUCACAGAACCAGGACUCAGCGGGAGAGUCAGACUGACACUGGAAUACUCCCUCUUCUGGCACUGUUCUUUGGCAAGUCAGACCCUCUUGCCUAUGUGAUGGUGCCAUACUUCCCCAAUGGAAGUCUCUGGAAUGUUCAGGCUGCCAAACCCCUAACUGCCUCAGAGACUGUGAAGGUGAUGAGAGGCGUGGCCAGGGGCCUCCAGGCCCUCCACGCUGCAGGCGUCACCCAUGCCUCCCUCAACCCCAACAACGUCUUCGUCCUCCACCGACACCAAGGCAUGGUGGGAGACUACGACUUCAUAAAGACUCCUGUACAGAGGGCAGUGGACAGUGGGAUGGUGGCCGGCUCUAUCAGCCUGGUGGCCCCGGAGCUCCGUCAGACACAAGGCACACCACCUACUCCAGCCUGUGACAUGUACUCCUACGGCUGCCUGCUGUUCUGGCUGCAUGCCCCAGGGUUCAACGGGGAUCUGGAUAGUGGAAGCAGACUGGCCCUGGAUAUCAGCGGAGUGAAACUGGAGGACAAACUCCAAGCCCUGCUGUCUAAGCUGCUGGUGUGUGUUGGAAGACUGACUGCUGCUGAGACCCUGGUUGAUGACUACUUCCUGUCUGACCAGUAACCAGGCAACUGGUACAUACUGGGAUAGUUUGGUCGACAGUUUUACUUUAAUAUUAGUCUGUUUAGCUAACAUUCCACUCCGUGACAUGCCAAAUAUAGUUUACUAUGUCAAGAAGUGGAAUAAUGGCUAAACAGACCAGUAUCCAGACUACUUCAAUACUACAAUGUUUUGUUGAUCUCCCAAUAUAAAAGCACAAUAUAUUUGUCAGUCUGCUGAUUUAAAAGCACAGUAUCAUGUUGUUUAACUGUAUAUUAUUUUCCUUUUUAAAUGUUCUGUUCAGUAACUAGGUGAUGUUGGAGUACCCUGUCUUGCAGUUGUCACUUUCUAGAGUAAAUAAAAUACACGUUCUGAGAUGGA
Molecule: messenger RNA, 2629 nt
Organism: Oncorhynchus tshawytscha (Chinook salmon)
Lineage: Eukaryota; Metazoa; Chordata; Actinopteri; Salmoniformes; Salmonidae
Product: serine/threonine-protein kinase 31-like
Exons: 19
Coding region: 71-2272 (733 amino acids)
Biological process (GO): protein phosphorylation; signal transduction
Cellular component (GO): cytoplasm
Molecular function (GO): protein kinase activity; ATP binding
Source: RefSeq, a predicted model, not a curated record